Messenger RNA from Salvelinus fontinalis (brook trout), 5249 nucleotides. RefSeq names its product histone-lysine N-methyltransferase SETD5-like. NCBI's taxonomy places the organism in Eukaryota, Metazoa, Chordata, Actinopteri, Salmoniformes, Salmonidae. The record is from RefSeq and is a predicted model, not a curated record. The transcript has 23 exons. Gene Ontology annotation, molecular function: protein binding. Bases 193 to 4926 code for a protein of 1577 amino acids.
UCUCCCCAUGUCCGUGAGCCGUCGGCUACGGCUUUGCGGCACCCCACCCCUAGAGUGGUCUGUCGUUGCAGUUCGGACCCCGUGAUCACCCUCUCCCGUCCCGCCCCCCCCCCCCUCCCCUCCCCUCCCUCCCUCCCCCCGUUCCUCUCCUCCUCCCUCCCCCCGUUCCCCUCCUCAUCACUGCAGGACGUCAUGAGCAUAGUAAUCGCGCUGGGAGUCACCACACCAGAAACGUCCUACUCAGAUAUGGCUGCUGGAUCAGACCCUGAGUCAGUGGAAGCAAGUCCUGCCGUGAACGAGAAAAACUACCCCAACCACAACUGUGGGAGUGCACACAGUCAUGGGUAUCGAGGACUUCCAUAUACUAUGCAACAGUCUUCCGUUGUGUGUUGUCAGGAUCACAACUAUGGCGCGCCCCCUCCCCCCACCCCACCCGCCUCCCCGCUCUCCCAAACCAUCAUUCCUCGCAUGGAGCUCAACCCCGCCUCCCGCUACCAUGACAACGCCACCAAUGGCGGCCAGGAGGAGAACUCUGCCGACAGCGAAAGCUCGUCGGAGGAGGACGGGGCUGUGGCCAGCUGGUGCCACUGCAGCCUGACGCAGGACGGCUUCCUCAUCAAGUGCGAGAGCUGCAGGGGGCUGGACAGGAGGAAAGGACUGUAUGGCCAACGCAGGAAACCAGAAAAUGUAUCAGUGGGCGAGAGCAGUGCCACGGAGAGCGGCGACGAGGAGGUGUCGCCCGCCACAGUGUCCUACACGGCCACACAGCACACGCCCACCAGCAUCACGCUCACUGUCAACCGCGUCAAGCGGAACAAGUCCAAGAAGAGGAAGAAGAGCACGGAGAAGGCCCGCGGAACGCCCAAGGGCAAGAAGAUCAAGGCCUUCAGAGAGGGUUCUAGAAAGUCCAUGAGGAUGAAGAACUCCACGACGGAGGCCAGCGCGGUGGACGAGACUACAGCGGAGGGCUGGGAGAGCCGCAUCCGCCAGUGGACGGACCAGUACGAGGAGGCUACAGCCAACCAGUACAGCGCCGAUGUCCAGAUGCUGCUCCAGCUGCACCGUGCCGUUACCACCGAGGGCGUGGCGAGUGAGACUACCUCACCGGCCCAGGUCAACGCCUCGGCGGACGCCAUGGACACAAUUAACCGUACAGAGCUGGCGUGCAACAAUACGGUGCUGGGCUCUCAGAUGCAGUUACAGCUGGGGCGGGUGACGCGUGUGCAGAACCACAGGAAGGUCCUGCGGGCGGCAAGGGAUCUAGAGCCAGACACCCUGAUCAUCGAGUACCGGGGCAAGGUCAUGCUGAAACAGCAGUUUGAGGUCAACGGACACUUCUUCAAAAAGCCCUACCCCUUUGUGCUGUUCUAUUCCAAAUUCAACGAGGUGGAGAUGUGCGUGGACGCGCGGACGUUUGGGAAUGAUGCACGCUUCAUCCGGAGGUCCUGCACGCCCAACGCAGAGGUUCGGCAUAUGAUCGCCGAGGGCAUGAUCCACCUCUGUGUCUACGCUGUCACGCAGAUCCCCAGAGACGCAGAGGUCACCAUCGGCUUUGACUAUGACUUCAAUAGCUGUAACUAUAAGGUGGACUGUGCCUGCUACAAGGACAACCAGCAGAACUGCCCUGUGCAGAAGCAUAACCUGAACCCGCGCGAGACCCUAGGCUGCCCCGGCACGGGGUCGCUGCCCCUAACCUCCCAGCUCCCAGGGCACACGGGGGCAGAGACGCGGCGGCGGAAGGCCCGGCGGAGAGAGAUAGAAGGGUCAGGCGGCGGCCCAGGACCGGGCGGGAUGUCGGACGACAGUAACCAGCCGCCCGAGGAGAGUGGUGAGGUCCGGGAGACGCUGCAGGGCAACGGCAGCCUGGGCAACAGCGAUGUUGAGGAGGGCCUCCUCAAGCAGGAGGAAGGAGAGGAGGGCGAGCUGGACCAGAACGGAGUCCUCAUCUCCAGUAGACAGAAGAGGACGUCUACCACAGGGGGCAUAGAUGAGCCCAAACAGGAGGGCCUGGAGUGCGAGGAGUGGAGCAGAGGGAAUCCCACGGGGAGUAACCCCACACCCCACCAAGCAGGGCUGGGGAUAAGCACCCGUCGUGCAACUUACGCCACUAAUCUCCCUCUCGGUCUCCAGGAACCCUCCUCAGCAGCCGACGCAGACAAGACCCAGACGUCCGCCGCUCCCCUCCCGGCCCCCCUUGCUCCCCCCAAGCCUCCCCCGGCCCGCUCCUCCAAGCCCCGGCCUAAGAGCCGUAUCUCGCGCUACCGCUCCAGCUCGUCACAGCGCGCCCGGCGCCAGCGGCAGGCCCUGGCCCAGCAGCAGGCGGCCCUGGAGCAGGGGGCGGCGGCUGAGAUGCAGGAGAGCCCCCUGGGGGCCCCUGGUUCAGAGCUGGGCCUGGUGGACGGAGCACUGGGAGUCGGGCAGGUCUUAGACGGAGAAGGCCUGAGUGCUCUGAACAAGGGCAACCUGCCCAAGACCAAGAAGUAUCUGGUGACAGAGUGGCUGAAUGACAAGGUGCUGGACAAGGCAGCCCAGCAGGAGGUGCCCACGGUGGAGCGGCAGCUACGCAUCACCACCGACCCCACGGUGCUGGCCACCACCCUCAACAUGCUGCCGGGCCUGACGGCCUCGCCGCUCAUCUGCACAGCGCCCAAGCACUACGUGCGCUUUGGCUCGCCCUUCAACCCCGAGCGCCGGCGCCGGCCCGUCAGCGUGGACGCAGCCUACGGCUCCUUCAAGAAGAGAUGGAUCCAACAGGCCCAGUGCGAGAGUGGGCCGUGCUCGGGAAGCCUGGAGGACGGCACCGAGUCCACCUCCUCUCACCAAAGUAACAGCAGCAGCUCCACCCCCAACCCUUUCAAAGCAGAACUGGCGGCACCCCCCAAGAAGCGGCGGUCCAUUUACGGCCCGGAGUCGGAGGCGGCUCCACCACUUCCCGGCUCAGAAGAACACAGUCUGCUACUGCGGUCCCUGUCACCCAUCACGCCCCCAUUGCCCUCAGACCACCCCCUACUCAGCCCCGCCUCCUACGCCGCCCCCGCGUUGCUGGGUCGUUACGGCGACGAGGAGCACCGGCUGUCCAAUGGCUAUUCACCGCUGCCCUCGCUGCCCACCAGCCGCUGCAACACGCCGCUGCAGUUUGAGAACAUAUCGUCUCCAGAGGCCUCUCCUGUGCACAGGCCAGAGUCCAUCUCUCCAGAGCCGUGCCUGCGGCCAGACUUUGACGCCCAGUGCUGCGCCCUGCAGUUUCCAGACCUCUCCCUGUCCUCGGGCCUGGAGAGCCCCGUGCCCGCCAUGUCGGAUGACUUCACUCUCCUCUCGGCAACGGGGCCUCCUCACGACACACAGGAGCCGCUCACCCCCUUGGCACCGGGUACCCCGUCCGAGUCGGCCCAGCAGGCCAGAGAGCAGAGCUUCAGGACGGAGUUCAACCUCAUCUACACCUGCUCCCCGCUCAACGCCAACCUGGGAAACCUCGCCCCCGCUGCCCCCACCGACAGGCGCAUCAGCCAAUCAGAGGGAAGCUAUUCCCCGGCCGAGUCCUUCUACAGCACCGUGAGUGGCCAGGGGAUCCUGGCGGAGGCGGGGUCUGACUCGCUGUCGCCCUACGGCGAGCCGCACUAUGGCGGCAGCUACCCGGAUGGCGGCACGCCACCCCACCACACCAGCAACCCACCACAGAAGAAGAAGAGGGCCAUCCUGCAAACCAUUAGUCUGCUGACAGGACAGCCAGAUUACCAGGCUAUAGCAGUAAGACGUGAAUACAAGACAGUACAAAAUAUGGUGUCUCUGCUGGAGUACCGUAAGAGGAAGCAGGGGAGCAGCAGGGACCCUGAGCACGGGGGCAGCUCCCUGGGUACCCCCACCCGCCUCGGCUCCGUCUGUGCCAGCGCCGAGUCCCCCAGAGGCCCCCAUUCCCUCCACUUGCAGCCCUCGUCCUCCCCCCACAGCUCCUUCUCCUCCCCCCCCCAGAUGGAGGAGGUGAGCCCCCCAGAUAACCACCACCACACCACCACCUCCCACGCCCUGGGACCACCACAGCAACAGCAGCCCAGGGAUCAGGAAGGCACCAGCCACUGGAUGGUGCCCACGACAGUAGAGCGGCUGAGGGAGGACCAGGGCGUCUUAGAGCGGGUACUGAGGGGCUCCCUCAAGAUGGACCGCAUGCUGAAGAGGACGGAUGGCUCGGCUGCUGACAAGGACCCUGAUGCAGACCGGUAUGAGAUCCAGACAGUUCCCCUGGCCUCUCCCAUGAAGAGCCCACAGAGAUACAGCCCGUCUGUCUACACUCACCAGGUGCAGCCCCCCUUAUCGGAGAGCCAACAUCAGACAGUGGACAGUCCAACCUUCCUUCAGCAGAGCGCGUCCUCUCCAUUCCAUGGCUCCUACAGCCCCUCGGCCCCCCUUCCCUCAGUUCAGGGCUUCUACACUCGCCUGUCUCAAGACCACUCGCAGCAUCAUCCACAACAGCCCCUCAACUCCCCAUCCUCCUUCCCCAACCAGACCACCUCCUCUGCAGACUCAGCCCUAUGUGGGGCUUCCAGACCACCAGGAGGCGCUCUGCACCAGUCGAGCGGCAGCAGCAGUAUGGACGGGUCCCACGCGUACAGCGCCGGGAGUCAGCUAAAAGCCAGCCUCUUGAACAGCGGGUUGUCAGGGUCUCCUACCCCUGGCUCCAGGGCUCACAGCAACCCUAAAACAGACUUGGGCGCCAGUGUGGUGGGGAACCACACCUCCAGACUGAGCCAGCAGCUGGCGUCCCGGGGCCUGAAACCAGGCAGCCCCGGGCAGACGGUGCUGCAGGCCGGCUCCAGGCUCCUGGCGGCCACCGCCGGCCAACACUACCCGCAGCGCGGGGCACCACUCAGUCCGUUCCAGCACCCCCCCAUACAGGGGCCGGGAGUAAGGACACAGUCAGGAAGCUUUUAGGAUGUUGUGUUUGUGUGUGUGUGUUUUUGCGUGAGAGUGAGUGAAAUGGUGUACCUCCUCUCCUAAACCCUCUGGAGAAACUAGGCUUGGGGAUAUGUACAGACCUCCGAGGAGCCACGACUCUGCUUCUUGUAUGCUUCUUGUAUUUCUCCCUAUUUUCUGUCUUUCUUUUUGCGGAAAACAAUUUACUGUGUUCUGCGUCUAGCUAAUCGAGGAACUUCAACACCCUCAAGGAAUCAAUGGAAAAAGAGGAAGAAAAUACAUGUUCAACAAAAAAGAGAAAUCAUUUGUAAUUUGAAAUUACCCUGACAUGAACAGACUGU